CCGUGACACCGUUGCAAAUGGGCAGUGGGUCCAGCAAGCCAAUGGAUAAACCGGCGGCGAAUUGGACGCCGAUCAACCUAAGCGAGUACGUCAAUCAGUCGGCAGUAUCGAACGAUGCCAAAGCCGCGAUUGGAGCGUGGGUAACAGACAAUGCCAUCACGGGGCCCCAACUUUUGGACAUGGACACAGGUAUGGUGCUUGCGCAACUGCGGCUCCCGGACGGGGAUGCGCCGCAUGUUGCAACGUUUCUAUCGGAACUGCGGACUCUGGCCGCCACCGAGUCUGCCACCGCUGCGAUCCACACGACGCUCAAAGGCUUGCCAGCGGCGUUGGAAAAGGCAGUAUACGUGUACGAGAAGUACCCGCUCAUCAUCGACGAGACCGGCCAAGCUGCGCAGUUCUUCAAGUACCAGCGCGGCUGCUUUUUAAUGGCGGGCAACCCAGCGGACGUUACCGAGUCCGUCUUAAGGCGGUCUCUUGUUGCGGCGUUGCGUCUUGGGACGACCAUGACGUUGUGCCUGGACAAGCUAGCCGGCCUCGAGCUCGACCAAUUCUUUUCCGACGGGUGGUUUCCAUCGCAAGUUCUGAAUCGCCACGAGUUUUCCAAGCCAGAGGUAUGGGCGCCACUGCUUCGCCCAGGCGAAGGCGACCCCGACGCAUCGUUGUUCUUGCCAUCGGACGCAUUCAAGUUUGUCGUUCUUUGCGGAAACAUUCCGCCACCCCCGCGAACCCUGGAGCGGAUGUGUUUGAUCCGCGUGCAAUCGCAAGAUACCAUGAAGGACAGCCAAGACGAUACCGCAGGAGGGGGCGUUGCUGCCGCGCUAGGCCUUCGAGAAGUUAUCCGCAACAGCGGGGAAGUUGUCGAAGCAGGGUUUGAUGGAGACGUAGCCGCGAUGACUGCGCUGUUGACGAAAGGGUUUCACGUCGAGAGCGAAGAUGGCCACCGCCACACUGCUCUCUCUGAAGCGGCGUGUCAAGGGCAUGUGGAAAUGCUACAGUGCUUACUCUCCUUGGGAGCCAACCCCAACGUAGUCAACGACACUGGUCGAUCGCCAUUGUUCCGUGCGAGUUACAACGGACAUUUGGACGCAGUGACGUUAUUAUUGCACGCAGGGGCUGACCCUCGCAUCAGCACGACACAAGGGGAAACUCCAUUCGACGUGGCCAAAGGCAAAGACAUUGCAGAGAUGUUGACGGCGUGGCCCGUGGCUACGACCGACAGACUUUUGAAGGAACGACGAGAGCUCAUGGAGAAAAAGUUGCAGGAACGCUUAACUAGCCAUGUCGAACGAGAACACGUCGCCAAGCUCCGCAUUCGCGAUGACUUGGUGGCGCUUGCGAGCUCGACAGCGAGCACUGCCGCGGGUGAGCUUAAGGCCAUGCUGCUCGGUCUGGCGGCUGAUGCUGUGGUGAAUGCAGACAAGCCUCGAGGGUCAGCCAACUCGCGCGACGAGCGAGGUUGCACGUUGCUGGCGUUAGCGGCGCAGCACGACAAUGCGGACGUGGCGACCUUGUUAUUAACACACUGGAAGCAAUUUCAAGAUGACAGUCACCCCGUUGUACGAAAGGCCCCCCAUGCCAAGGACACGUACAUCGACGUGUUUCGGGCCCAAGUGAACGCGCGAGACAUGAAGGGAUGGACCCCCGUGGCCAUUGCCGUGUUCCAUCAAGCGAAAAGGACGACGCGGUUGCUGCUUCAGCACGGCGCCAACCCCCGAUUGAAGAACCAGUACAACAAGAGCGCAAUGGACUUUGCUCAGGACGAACUCGAUGCAGCGAUGAACGUCGUGACGAGCAGGGCAGAGAUUCGGUCAGUGCUCGAUGAAUGGGAGUCGGAGCAACUUGCUAGCACACUGGAAAACAACCGCAACAAAUUCUCCGUGGGGGCUGCAGAACCCUUGCCUUCCGACGGCGGGGCCACGCUGUUGGCCAUCGAAGUGGCUGAGGAAGCGCAGCAAAAAGCCUCGUCAAAGAAAAAAGUACCUGGCAAAAAGACCAAGUCGAAAAAGACCAAGUAGCAGUAAAAUAAUAUUAUACAUUCAGGACAUGGCGGUGGGAUUUGUAUUGUUGGGACGACGGAGUCAAGUCGUCGAGGAGUUUCAGCUUGAGCGGCGCGCCAGUGUCGCGAUGUUUCAUGCGCAAGAGACUGUGGGGGGUGGAGCUACCCCCGAUGGGGCGAAAGCCCUGGGCUAGUUUGGCGCAUUCGCAUUCGGCCACUUCACUAGCGCUGUUGAUGGUCGUGGAUAUGUUUGUCAUCGAGUCCUCCGUGGCAGUUAUACUGGCCUGGCACCGAGGGCGCUCGACUUCCAUGUGCACCGCAUCGAAACAAUACAGUGCCGACGAAUUUUCAAACGGCUGACAGUGCUUGGCGUGAUGCAAGAGCCCCACGUCCAUGAGCGCAUUCCCGACACGAAUGGCUUGAGGGAUGUUGUGCACGAGUUCCAAAUCAAACAUGCAGUCCACCAAGUGUUCCCCCUGAAAUACUUGGUGCGCGCUGCUGUCCUUCGUUGUCUUGGGGCCAGACGACGUGCCAGCAUAUCGAACGACUUGUGACAACUGGUCGGCCAACGGCCCUAGCAUGUCGUCCAGCAGCAAAGUCAGAGUGGCAACUAUCGCAGACGCGGCGGGCCUUGACGUCGGAACGUCGUGCCACGCCGCUUGGAUCAGUUCUUGCAGGGGACGGGGGACGUGCGCCCCCAGAACGGGGCGAUGGCCUUGCAAAACAAGCCCAAAGAUCUGCAACUGGUUGGCCGUCACAUACUUGUCCUGGUCGGGAUGGAGGAUGUCCCACAUCGUGACAGCCAAGCUGUAAAUAUCCACUGCUUCCACCAUGUCGCCACCUCUGCCUCGGAUCACUUCGGGGGGCAUGUACUCGACCGUGCCGACGACGGUCAUGUGCCGAAGGGACGUGCGUUGGGGGACGUCCGUCGUGCGUUGUUUGGACACGCCAAAGUCGGUUACUUUGAUGCGGUGGUUGACAUCGACCAUGAGGUUGCCCGGUUUCAAGUCGCGGUGAAUAAACGGCGGGGAAAAGCUGUGUAGGUACUCCACCGCUCGAGCAGUGUCCAACAUCAUGCACAAACUCAAGGCCGAAUGCUGGGGAAUCUGGUAGUGCUGCUGGAUGGCGAGGACAUCGUGCAUGCUGCCCUGGCAAAGCUCCGAUACCAGACAAAUCGUGGGGGGGCACACACACAAUCCAUAGAACGACACUAUAUUCGGGUGAUUCAGCGCCCCGGAUAGCGCCGCCUCGUGCGAAAACGACGCGACGACCCCUUCGUUCACCUCGGGGGGCGUAAACACUUUGAUCGCUACGUCGAUCUUCGUGUGCAACUUACCGCGAAACACGUCGGCACUGGCCCCUCGACCGAUGCGGGACAUGACCUUCAAAUGGGCAAAGUCAAUGAUGAACUUGCGGUGCAUUUCGAUGAACACGUGCAGCCCUUGCGCGGACGUAAUUUCCGGAAUAAUGUUGGAACCGUCCCCGUUGUUCAUGUGGGCUUGCAGCGAACACGCCCGCUCCCCCAGUCCGCGCCAGUGACUUGUGUCGGCCGUGAGCAACCACCACACAAAAAGGGGAAGAGCGGUGUCGUAGUACCCGGCAACCACAACAAACGUGGUGGCAACUUGGAGCAGUUCUGGCGCCGCGUGGCUUUGCCGAUAAAGUUCAUUGUACGUGACUGCGAUGGCCUGAGCGCCAAUGAAAUACACGCAAAACACACGUAGCGACCACUUGCUCGCGCGAGAGCGAGGCUUUGUGAGCAUCCACAGGUAGAAAAUGCUAAGGCCAACGCGGAACGUUGUCUGAAGCAAGUAGGUUGACAUGGUAUCAAUGGCGGAAACCUUGGCCACCACUUCAAGGAUCACGGGAAACAACGACAGCACCAAGGCCAUCCCGGUGGCACGCCACAACGCUUGGACCGACACGCUGUUUUGGUAGAAGUAAAGGAUCACAAGGAGGAAGAUGAACUGGCGGCCAGCAUACACAGCUGCCAACGCGACGGCAUCAAACAACCACUCAAUGAAAUCGAAGGUGAAAGUCGUCCACAGAAACGCGCUGUACAUGCCCAAUGCCACGAGCAACAUCCACAACAUGGGCUCGAAGGUGGGCAAUAUGACGUGGCGAGCUGCCACAACGUCGCCAUCGUAGGCGCCGU
Molecule: messenger RNA, 4154 nt
Organism: Aphanomyces astaci
Lineage: Eukaryota; Oomycota; Saprolegniomycetes; Saprolegniales; Verrucalvaceae
Exons: 12
Coding region: 18-2018 (666 amino acids)
Molecular function (GO): protein binding
Source: RefSeq, a predicted model, not a curated record